Dromaius novaehollandiae (emu) is the source of this 1646-nucleotide messenger RNA. Its product is annotated as protein shisa-4-like. NCBI's taxonomy places the organism in Eukaryota, Metazoa, Chordata, Aves, Casuariiformes, Dromaiidae. The record is from RefSeq and is a predicted model, not a curated record. The coding region runs from base 86 to 496 and encodes 136 amino acids. The transcript is spliced from 4 exons.
GUGGCGCCGUCCUGCCGGGCCGGGCCGGGCCGGGCCGGGCCGCCCCCGCUGCCGCCGCGGCCUCCCGCGGGACGCGGCCGGGCUCAUGGCGGCGCAGCGCGGCGCCCGCCGGCUCGGCGCGCUCGGGCUGCUCUGCCUGCUGCUGCCCGCCGUUUUGGGUGAGGACUGUGAGGCAUAUGCUGAUCAUCAUGGCAAGGCGCAACCUGCAGAAUCCUGUCCCAACUUCUGCUGUGGAGAUUGCAUGCGUCGAUACUGUUGCUCUAAUGUGCUACUGAAAUUUGAUGAAGGACAACAAUUUAAAUGUAAUCUGCUUGAUGGAAGGACCUCUGGCUCAGGCAAUGUGAAUUACCUGCAGUUCCGUGCAGACUUUGAUGAUUACAUAGACUCUGGCCCCAGACAUGUGCUUGAAUGUCUUCCAGAGGUUGGAAUGCUCUUGAAUCUUGACUCAAGACCGAGCAAGCACAACCGCAAAACCUGUAGCCAGCAGUAUGCUUGAUGCAAAGCCUAACUAAAUCCCCCAACUGAAGUGGGUUCUGGAUCAUGCUGUAUGCUGCUCACAUACUCUGGGACCUAGUCUGGCCUGUGUCAGAAAUAAUAGGAUUUUUUCUCUCAGCUUGAGUGAUAGUAAAUCUGGAGUUGUCAACAUCCUACAUCAACUAGAUCUGGUUUUCUCCCUUUAGAGCUAUCAUGACAAUAAUUUCCACAAAGAACAAUUGUGAAAGGCCAAUCUGAAAAUUGUGUUCCAUAGUGGAAGUGUGAACUCAUCUUCACUUAUAUUGUACUUUUCCUCUGUGAUUAAACACCAUCACUGCCCUCUAAGAUCCCUCCCUCUUUAAAAAAAUAAAAAAAGAAAUCCUGUACUCAACCACACUGGAGUAAAAGCAUCUUAAACACAGAACUCACUAAUGUUGUAGAUGUCGCAGAGCAGUAAGGGCAGCUGCCCCCUAAGGGACAGAGGGCCAGGAGCCCUCCAACGUCAGGCUGGGAAGUCCGUGCACCGGUCAGGGUCCUGAUAACAGGAUCCAUGCCAGACACAGCUGGAGACAGGCACACCUACAGCUUAGCUGAGGAAGGGACUGCAGGCCCAGGCCUGAGCUUAAAUGGAGCUCCUGGGCCCUGGGCAGAGGGUGUGGGGGGAGACCCCAGGUAAGGCUGGUAAGGGCCAUUAAGGCCUGUCAGUGCUCUCAGGGUCCUGACAGUAGCUGGUUGUUUUGAACACAGGAACAGUCACUGCUAACAGCUCACUCAGUGCUGUAGUCAAGUAAGAUUUUAGCCAUAAUCUAGUAUUAAUUUUAUGGUGCCUUAGUGUUGAGAAUGUCUGCCAGUUUUGUUGGUAUGUCUGUUCUUGUAGUCCUCAGAGAUAAGUAUGUCUUCCAGAGUGUUUUUGUUUCUGAGAACAAACUUAGGCUGAUGUUAUGUGAACUCUAAUAUAUAUAUAAAAGAGUCAGAUAGUUGCUGAGAGCUACUGUGUUUGCUUUUUAUUUAGUGCUGCUUGUACGUAGUUGACUACCAGAGAAAGUGGCACAUCAGGUUAAAUAUACCUAAAGCAAAAACAGGGGAACAACUCUUCUGUAACAGAGUAUUGCUAUUAAAAUAUUUCAGUUUCAUGUUUGAUCUGUUCAUAUAAAUUUAAAUGUUUAUCAUCA